Molecule: messenger RNA, 945 nt
Organism: Ostreococcus lucimarinus CCE9901
Lineage: Eukaryota; Viridiplantae; Chlorophyta; Mamiellophyceae; Mamiellales; Bathycoccaceae
Exons: 1
Coding region: 1-945 (314 amino acids)
Source: RefSeq, a predicted model, not a curated record
AUGAAGCCGUCGUCGAGCGGGGAGACGGCGACGCGGACGGUGAAGGACGAGGCGCUGGAGAUACCGUUUCAGAGCACGAGUCCGAGGAAACGGGUCGGGCGAACGCGGUUGUUGCGGACGCCCAUGGCGGGGGGGGUGGUGAGCCGAGACACCAAGGAUAGCAACUUGCCCUCGAUGGCGACGGCGGCGAGAAACUUGAUGGAACUCGCGGAUUACGGCGAUUUGAGCACGACGAUGAGCGACAUGCAUCAUCGUCGCGCUGGGUACCCGUUCGGAAGCACGGUGGACUUCGCGACGGACGCCACGGGGCAUCCAAUCUUUUGCCUGGCGCCGCUCGCGAUUCACACGCGCAACAUCGCCGCCGACGGCAAGUGCUCGUUGACGGUGAAGAUGAGCGGUUGGGGCGGGUUGGCGAACGCCAGGGUGACGAUAUUCGGCGACGUUCAGCGCUUGCCCAACGGAGAGUAUCAAACGGCGGCGAACGAAAUCUUCAAGUCCAAGUAUCACGCGCGCAAGGAAGCCAUCGACAUGGAGGAUCGCUGGGGCGACUACACGUAUUAUCGCAUGAAUCGCAUCGUCGACGUGUACUUCGUCGGUGGGUUCGGAACGUUGAACUGGAUCAAGCUCGACGAGUACUGCUCGACGUCCCCCGACACGAUCGUCACCGCCGCGCACGGUAAGAGCGUCAUCGAAACCUUGGGCGAGCUCAACACGCGCUUCUCCCAGCGUCUCGCCGCGCACAUGGGCAAUCUCUUGGACCUCGUCGUGGACGAUUUAUGGAUCAUCUCCAUCGAUCGUCGCGGUAUGGACGUUCGCGUGCGCACCGACGGCAGCUCGUUGAUUCGCAGAAUCUCUUUCGACACCGACGUCGAGUGUUUCGACGACGCCAAGCGCGCCGUCGAGUGCGCGUUGACCAACGACGACCUCUGUCGCGGCGAGUUCUGA